AUGUUCUACAGCCAUGAAAUUCUGACAAGCCGCAAGCAUGGCGUCGCGACCAUCUGGCUGGUCGCCACAUUAGGAGCCAAAUCGAACACCAAGAAGCUGACCCGAAAAGCCAUCUGUGAUGUCGAUGUUCCCAAAGCAUGCGAGACUAUAAUCCAACCUGAAGCUCCAAUGGCGUUGAGAUUGCAAAGCAACCUUCUCUAUGGUGUUACCAGAGUCUAUUCACAGCAAUGCGGUUACGUUCUCUUAGACGUACAAGCUGCCCAGGCCAGUAUUAGAGCGUUGUACAAGGCAACUCGAGAUGCUGAACUUGAUCCAAAAGCCGGAAAGGCGGCUCCUGAGCAGCUCAUCCUUGUGGAUGACCCUGCGUUUUUGCCAGACAUGGCCCUUCCAGAGCUCGACCUUGAUUUCCUCUCGCUCGACGAUGAGUACAAUUCCCAGCGCUCUUCUCAGUCCAUGAUGUCCAUCCGUCAGCGUGGCGCAUCUGAAACCUCUCAAUUUCUUCCCAACCUCAAUUUGCCAUCCUCAAGCAGUAACAUAGGUGUGGGGCAUUACCAGUUGCCUCUUGAUGAUCCCUUCGGCAACCCUUCUGUCAACAAGCCCAUUAUUGGCCAAGACCAUAGCAUUUUCGAUGACGAGGUCAUGAUGUACCAAGAUGACAUGAUAUUCGAAUUUGAUGCAGAAGGCAAUAUGCGCGAUAUACCACCUGCUGAACGCGAAGCUCGCCGUACAGGGAGCGUUCAUCCACAGAGCCGUAUCGGCAGCGAUUCCGCAGCCAGUGGACGCGUUCGGAGAGACCAUGAGGAAGCUAUGGCUGCUCGGGUCCGUCCAAUUCCUGAUGCAGACGGAGAUUUCGACAUGAUGAACUAUGGCGAGGACAAUCUUCAUAUUCUUCCCGACGCCGAGGCAUUCCCAGCUGCAAACGGCGCCUUCAUGUCUGGUGCGCUCCAAGGUGGCGACAAGCAUUCGCAUCCCGGCCACCUCGACCACGUCUAUUCUUCUGAGAUACCUUCUUCUCAAGAGCCAUCUUCUAUCUCUGCCGAAGCCCCCCAAAAGCGCAAGAGAGUUAAAUCUAGCAAAGCAGUUACGGACCAUGCAACUGCACUGAUCAAUAACGACCUUAUACGGUGGCGAGAUAACUAUAUUGAAAAUAUGGCUCUAGUCACGUUGCAGAAAACAACGGCCAGAGCCAAUUUACAGGCAAAGAAGAAUGGGGUUCACUUUGUUUACGGUUCUGGUAUCAACGGUGUUGGCCAUGGUCUCGGGUACCUGAAGAUUUCUAGUCCAUUGGACAUGUUCUCCGGCGAAGCUCUCCUGGCAAGACUCAAAUGUGUAGUCCCUCCCUCUAAAAGUUCCAAGCGCUCCAAGCGUGGCCGUAAGGAAUCAGAAGACGAGGAACAAAGGCAAUCUCAUAAACGGCUUCGCCAUAAUGAAAAUGAGCAAGGACUUGCUUUCCAAGGAGAAGAUGCAUUUAUUCUCGACUUUGAAGAAGGCAUCAAUGCAGAUGAUCGCAGCAAUAUUGAAAUUGGUCGAGACGCUCCCUCAGCACUAGCCGAUUACCCCUCGUUCGCAAUGAUGCCCUGGAACGUCUCUGCCUCUCUCCACUCUCGCCAACGUAACCUCUCCUCCCUUCAUGGACCUUCUUCUCAACUUCCCGGGUCUAAUAGUGCACUUGCUCGACGCAGAAUCGCCUCCGCUUCUCCUCUUUUCGGUCGCGGCUCCGCUCUACCUGGUGAACUUGAGAGUUUCGCACUCCUCCACGACGAUGAUAAUAUCCCGUACGGACGCGAAGACCUCGAGUCGAUGAGCGCAGCAUGUGAAGCACCUCAUUUCUCCAACACCAUUGGUGGCAAUGCUGACUUCGAGCUAUUCGGCCCAGCUGCUAAUGUCGAUACGCAGACUGCUGGGACAUCUCAAUGGGUCCGCCAAGCUCUUGAUCGAGAGAGCGAUAAUUUCUUUGAGUAUGUCAAGAACAGCAUUGAGGAGCAGAAUGCGGAUGAACUCGACUUUGGCGCCGGCCGGGAUAACCAUGUCUUCGUCACGUUUUUGGAACUCUUCAAUACGGAGAGAAAUACUUGUCUUGUGGCUGCGCAGGCUUUCUACCAUGUCUUAACUCUGGCAACGAAGGGACAUGUUUGGGUUGAGCAGUUGGGGGUUGACAAGUUAGAGAUGGGUGGUGAGAUCAGGAUCGGUGUUGUUGACUGA
Molecule: messenger RNA, 2202 nt
Organism: Venustampulla echinocandica
Lineage: Eukaryota; Fungi; Ascomycota; Leotiomycetes; Helotiales; Pleuroascaceae
Exons: 5
Coding region: 1-2202 (733 amino acids)
Biological process (GO): mitotic sister chromatid cohesion; replication-born double-strand break repair via sister chromatid exchange; synaptonemal complex assembly
Cellular component (GO): cohesin complex; synaptonemal complex
Molecular function (GO): chromatin binding; protein binding
Source: RefSeq, a predicted model, not a curated record